Carassius carassius (crucian carp) is the source of this 1048-nucleotide messenger RNA. Its product is annotated as AP-3 complex subunit beta-1-like. NCBI's taxonomy places the organism in Eukaryota, Metazoa, Chordata, Actinopteri, Cypriniformes, Cyprinidae. The coding region runs from base 361 to 792 and encodes 143 amino acids. The record is from RefSeq and is a predicted model, not a curated record. The transcript has 11 exons.
CAUAUUACUGACUCUAGAUGUCAUGAUUCCUGAAUCAGUUGUGGAAUCUGAGUUUUUUUGACUACAGCGAAUCAAACCAGAACUGAUACUGAAAACGAGCAAGUGGCUACUAAAGAGUGUGAGGAUGAAGAGGAGGAGAGAUCGAGCAGGACACGCAGAGGAAGAUCCUCCAGAGCAUCUGAAACACACUCUGCUUCACAGCCCAAGAAGGCGGAGCCAGCUGUGGAGGAGGAGCCAAAAGAGCAGAACCGCAGGAGUCUCCGCUCUACAGCUCAGCCCAGAGACACUCCUGCAGUGAAACCUGGACUGAAACGGAAGAGAUCAGAUGAUCUUCCUGCUUCUGCUCCAGUAAGUCAGUGAAUGAAUGAUGAACCAGAUCAAUCUGCCAAACAGAGAAAAGAUGAAGAUCAGGACACCAUCAAAGCGAGUGAUGAAGAGGAGGAGAGGAAGGAGGAGGAAGAUGUGACACAGAGACCGACCCGUCGCGGACGACCCUCCAAAACAUCUUCUGCCACAGAUGACUCGGACACAGGAGUGUCGGAGAAAAGAGAGGAUGAUGAAGAGGAGAGCAGAGGCAGAGCGACGACUCGUGCUGCGUCUCGUCUGGAGGCAGAGAGGAAUAAACCCAGCAAACCGUCCACUCGAGCGCUCCGUAAACUCAGCGGGAAAGAGGAAAACUCCCCGAACACACGGUCGGCGAGGGGACACAAGCGUGACUCCAGUCCUGCUCUUCCUCGCACACGUGGGGCACAGAAAUCUGACGAGCCGCCUUCAAAAAGAGGCAAACGAUGAGGAGUCUAACGAUGAAGAGUCUGCCUGAUCUCCUGGAGUUCACUGGGAAAUCAAUCUGAAUCAGAGCUGAGAAUCAACAUGAUGGAGAUCUGCAGACAGAUGAAGAAUAGCUGCUGUGUGUGUGUGUGUGUGUGUGUGUGUGUGUGUGUGUGUGUGUGUGUGUGUGUGUGUGUGUGUCAGAGAUGCUCAUUCUGUGAAUGUCAGUAUUUUUAUUUUAUAUUUUACCUUUUUAUUAUAAACCCCAAUAUUGCUCUGA